Hypomesus transpacificus is the source of this 1329-nucleotide messenger RNA. Its product is annotated as aspartic and glutamic acid-rich protein-like. NCBI's taxonomy places the organism in Eukaryota, Metazoa, Chordata, Actinopteri, Osmeriformes, Osmeridae. The record is from RefSeq and is a predicted model, not a curated record. Bases 1 to 1044 code for a protein of 347 amino acids. The transcript is spliced from 2 exons.
AUGAGUCUGCAGAAGUGGAAAGUGCGGGGGAAGAGUCAGCUCAAGUUGAUGAUACAGGAGAAGAGUCUGCUGAAAGAGACAAAGAUGAAAGAUCUUCAAGAGGAUUCUCUGCUAGAAUCGAAUGUUGAGGGAACUGUAGGUCAAGAUGAUGAGGUAUCAGAACUGAAAGCAGACGAUGAGGCAGAGGAAGGAGGAACAUCAGAUAAUAAUGAAGAACUGGAGGUAGAGGAAGAGGAUGACCUAGAGGAGGAAGGUGGUGACAAGAACACAGAGAAUAAGGUCACCGUAAACCAAGUUAUAGAUAUUACUGAGGCAUCUGAAAAAGAUGAAGAAACCGAUACAGCCAAUGAAGAAGGCCACAUCGGGAAUCAAGGGACAUCAGCAGAUGGGGAGGAUGAGGCAGAAGAUGAUGAAUCUGAGCCAGAAGAAAAACUAGAUGAUGUAGAACAAGACACUGUGACUCCCAAUGAGGAUAGGUCAAAUGUGAGCAUGCCAGUUGAGGAGACAGCAGUGACCUCAUAUGAUGCCUUGAUGAAAUUGAGCGUUGACUCUGAAGACGGGGCCUAUGCAGAUGUUGAAGAUUCAGAAACAGAAGUACACAAUCUAGAGGAAACGAUGGACUUUGAGACAGAGCCUGUUGACAUCCACAAAGAGGAGAACAGGAAAGAGGAUGAAAAGGAACUUGAUGAUGAAGCCAGUGAGGAGAUGGAGGAGGAGAAGAGUAUGGGUUCAGAGGAAGAUGAUGAAGAGACCAAAGAGGAACAAGAAAAUCAGGAAUCUGAGACUCCAGUUGAAGAAUUGCAGAAGGAGUCUGAGGCAGUUGAUGAGACUGCACAGGAAAAUUAUGAGACUGCACAGGACGAAUCAAAUUAUGACAUUCAUACAACAAGCAAAUCACCAACUGAAGAUGAUGAUGAGGGUGAUGAGUCACGCGAAAUGAGCCUAUCCACUCAGCCUACUAAAUCUUCAGUGGAAUCUCAACCCGGAUCACUAGAAGAGGUCCUUGAUCAGGAAACAAAUCUUCGGAAAAUGAAGGCCAAGUGAAUAUAGAGUCAACCAGUGAGGUUUUAGAGAAGCAACUCGUCUCCCUGAAGAAAAUAUUCCCAACCAGAUCUGUUCAGUCAAGAAAGCCAAAGGGAAGUGACAUAGAAUAAGACUAUUUAGAUUUUUAACUUCAUGCUUAGCAGAAUGUUUCGUAAAAUACCAUAUAAGCACUUUAUAAUAGUACCACUACUACGACUGUGAGGGCACACAUACACAGGAACUGUGAGUAGAAAAGUUAUGUUAAAAGGGAAUAUUGGAAUAAAUACUUGAAGAUAUGCAAACUAA